UCUCUUUUAAAUGGUAGUAAUUAGGUGUGCUAAAAUGGAAUCCCCCAACACCACAUUUGAUAAUUCACACAACUCUGAAGAAAGGGAAGUAGGAAGAAGAACAGAUAAAAGGAAGCAAAUUGAUGGUGAAGUUAAAGAAUACAAAUCCAAGAACCUUAAGGCUGAGAGAAAUAGGCGUCAAAAACUUAGCGAAAGGCUUCUUCAAUUACGCUCAUUGGUCCCAAACAUAACAAAUGCAAUGAAUCAAAACCCUUCAUUCUUUACAUAAUUUCAUAAAGAACGAAUUUUUAACCUUUUUUUUCUAAAAAAGUUCAAAUUCUUGUCUGAUUUCAGAUGACUAAAGAAACCAUAAUCACUGAUGCCAUCACUUACAUUAGGGAGCUACAAAUGAAUGUGGACAACCUAAGUGAGCAGCUUCUUGAAAUGGAGGCAACUCAUGGGGAGGAACCGGAGACAAAAAAUGAAGAGAUUAUUGAUACUGCAGAGGAGAUGGGUAAAUGGGGCAUAGAGCCUGAAGUUCAAGUGGCUCACAUUGGCCCAACUAAGCUUUGGAUAAAAAUAGUCUGCCAAAAGAAAAGAGGUGGAUUAACUAAACUGAUGGAGGCAAUGAAUGUUCUUGGAUUUGAUAUUAAUGACACCAGUGCCACUGCCUCUAAAGGAGCUAUUCUUAUUACUACAUCUGUGGAGGUGGUUCGAGGUGGACUAACUGAGGCUAAUCGAAUCAGAGAGAUCUUGCUGGAGAUCAUCCACGGAAUCUACUAGCACCAGCAUGAAAUCCCCUAAUAACUAAAGUCUCAUUGGAGAAAUGCCAGAGUACCUCUAAUUUUUAGUUAUGGUGUCAAAAAAGGAUUCAAUCAUGUUUUCGAAAUAUUGUAUCCAAAAAAGAGCU
Solanum tuberosum (potato) is the source of this 889-nucleotide messenger RNA. RefSeq names its product transcription factor DYT1. The coding region runs from base 334 to 762 and encodes 142 amino acids. The transcript is spliced from 3 exons. Gene Ontology annotation, molecular function: DNA-binding transcription factor activity; sequence-specific DNA binding. Gene Ontology annotation, cellular component: nucleus. The record is from RefSeq and is a predicted model, not a curated record. Gene Ontology annotation, biological process: regulation of DNA-templated transcription. Lineage: Eukaryota; Viridiplantae; Streptophyta; Magnoliopsida; Solanales; Solanaceae.